AACAAAUUAAUGAAAGAUUGAUUAUUUAGUCUCCGUCAAUGCUGUCUCUACGAGGUCCGGAGUUCGAUGAGAAACCUCGGGAUGGUAAACUGCCUCCGAUAAAACAGGAAGACGACAGAUUAUUUUCUAUGGCUGAAUCCAACUAUGAUGAUUAUGAUACAAGAACAGAAUCCAGGCUAAGCCUCUCAAGUGCAGACAGUAUGAAAAGCUCCAGAUUACCCAAUAUUGAGAGUGAUAGAGAUGACUCAGCAAGGCCAGCCUCUUCACCCAGAGCACAUAAGAGGAAGAAAUCUCAUAUACCAACAGCUUCAGCUGCAUCUACCCCUAGAUCUGGAGAAAGGAAACUGUCUCGAUCUCAAUCCGUUCAUUUCCCACCAAUAUCCUCCCGUUAAAUAUAUCCGUUCAUUUCCCACCAAUAUCCUCCCGUUAAAUAUAUCCGUUCAUUUCCCACCAAUAUCCUCCCGUUAGAUAUAUCCGUUCAUUUCCCACCAAUAUCCUCCCGUUAAAUAUAUCCGUUCAUUUCCCACCAAUAUCCUCCCGUUAGAUAUAUCCGUUCAUUUCCCACCAAUAUCCUCCCGCUAAAGAUAUCCAUUCAUUUUCCUACAAUAUCCUCCCGCUAAAUAUAUCCGUUCAUUCCCACCAAUAUCCUCCCGCUAAAGAUAUCCAUUCAUUUUCCUACAAUAUCCUCCCGCUAAAUAUAUCUGUUCAUUUCCUGCACCAAUAUCCUCCCGCUAAAUAUAUCUGUUUAUUUCCCACCAAUUUCCUACCGCUAAACAUAUCCGUUCAUAUUUCCCACCAAUAUUCUCCCGCUAAACAUAUUUGUUCAUUUCCUGCACCAAUAUCCUCCCGCUAAAUAUAUCUGUUCAUUUCCCACCAAUUUCCUCCCGCUAAACAUAUCCGUUCAUGUUUCCCACCAAUAUCCUCCCGCUAAAAAUAUCCGUUAAUUUCCCACCAAUAUCCUCCCGCUAAACAUAUCCGUUCAUUUCCCACCAAUAUCCUCCCGCUUAAUAUAUCUGUUCAUUUCUCACCAAUAUCCUCCCACUAAACAUAUCCCAUUAUUCCUUAAAAAUAUUUCCCGCUAAUUAUUUCUUACCAAAAUCCUCCCGCUAAACAUAUCCGAUCAUUCCUUUCCAAAAUCAUCCCGCUUAAAAUUAUCUUAUUUUUCAAUAGUAUUUUGCUGUUUCCUUCCAUCUUUUAUUUUUAUCGUUCUUUCUUUAUCCUACAUUUCCGUUUUCUUCUCCCCCUCCCCCGCACAGCUGUACUUCAAGAAAACUGGACUCCAUAAAUAUCAGUACAAGAAAUCUGUACUUCAAGAAUAUUAGUACAAGAAAUCUGUACUUCAAGAAUAUUAGUACAAGAAAACUGUACUUCAAGAAUAUUAGUACAAGAAAACUGUACUUCAAGAAUACCAAUACAAGAAAACUGUACUUCAAAAAUACUAGUACAAGACAACUGUGCUUCAAGAAUACCAGAACAAUAAAACCGUACUUCAAUAAUACCAGUACAAGAAAACUGUACUUCAAGAAUACCAGUGCAAAAAACUGUACUUCAAGAAUACCACAACAAGAAAAAUGUACUUCAAGAAUACCAGUACAAGAAAACUGUGCUUCAAGAAUACCAGUACAAGAAAACUGUACUUCAAGAAUACCAGUACAAGAAAACUGCACUUCAAGAAAACUAUCACAAGAAAACUGUGCUUCAAGAAAACCAGUAUAAGAAAACCGUAUUUCAAAUACCCGUACUACUAUUCAUCUCUUCAGUACAUAAAAAUAGAAGAAACAUGUACAAUGUACAUUACCUUGAAGCAGAAAUGCAAAGUUACGAUACAAAGUUUAAUUACAAGUGAGU
Molecule: messenger RNA, 1848 nt
Organism: Eurytemora carolleeae
Lineage: Eukaryota; Metazoa; Arthropoda; Copepoda; Calanoida; Temoridae
Exons: 5
Coding region: 39-392 (117 amino acids)
Source: RefSeq, a predicted model, not a curated record